Molecule: messenger RNA, 525 nt
Organism: Dichomitus squalens LYAD-421 SS1
Lineage: Eukaryota; Fungi; Basidiomycota; Agaricomycetes; Polyporales; Polyporaceae
Exons: 4
Source: RefSeq, a predicted model, not a curated record
GAGCCGCUCACCGAGGAGGCCGUCCAGCUCUUUACGAGCUUGGUGGUAGGAUAUCCGUGUAUGAUGGCCCUCACUGGCGGAGCCUGGAGCAUUCUCCCGGACUUUGGCAGGGCCACAGUCCGCUCCCUCGUCUUGUGUCCGGGGGCAUCGCACAUGUUCACCGCGCGGGACGAGACCGGGUCCUUGGUCGGCUUUGCCCUGUUUUCACUCCCUGGAGAGCCGUCCAUGUACGUCUUAAUGAGCAAGCUGUCGCCGGAAGGGAGACAGUACUUCGCAGAGGUGAGGAGGAAGGACAUUCCACGAUCCAAGGACAAACUGUUUGGGAUUGAAGCCGCAGAGCGUAACACGUAUUGGUGCAGUCGCGCAAUGGUGCGUGCCGAUUAUCAGGGAAAGGGCGUAGCGAAGGCGAUGUUCGAGAUUGCGUUUGGGGAGGUGUGCAAUCCAUACUUGACAUAUACAUACCGUGUCGCGUACGGGCCUGACACACAUGCGGAAUCCACGCAGCGAAGACUGGAGCUACAGUGA